Messenger RNA from Parnassius apollo (apollo), 225 nucleotides. The record is from the annotation of a GenBank genome assembly. Lineage: Eukaryota; Metazoa; Arthropoda; Insecta; Lepidoptera; Papilionidae.
AUGGAUCCAGUGCAAAAAAAGUAUAAAAAAGCUUUGAAGGUGUCCGAAAUCGUAGACUAUCUUCAAGAUAUUGAAGAUUCUAGUGAUGAGGAGUUGAAUGACAUUGAAGUUGCCAUAUUGCCGCCGGAUGAGGUAGAUGAAAUGACUGACAUAGAAGAAGGUCAUGACGACGAUAUGGGAGUUUUUCCAGUGUCUUAUGUAGCUGGUCAAGUGGAAUUUUCAUGA